AUGCAGACCUUUGGAGCUUUUCUUGUCUCCUUGCUCGUGGCGGGCACAACCGCUCUACCAGCUUCCAAUGCUGAUACCUUAUCAGUGAAAGUUGCUAGAAAUCCAGACUUCGUUCCUAAUGGUCCUCUCGCCCUGGCCAAAGCAUAUCUCAAAUAUGAUACUCCCAUGCCAAAAGAGUUGUCGGAUGUUCUUGACAAGUUGAACAUAAAUCUGAAGCGUGGCGACACCGGAACUGUCACGAACUUUCCCCAACCAGAUCAAUAUGAUCGCGAGUACCUUGCUGAAGUAGACAUUGGCACGCCACCUCAGAAGCUCUACCUGGACUUUGAUACCGGCUCCAGCGAUUUGUGGGUUUUCAGUACUGAGACUCCCAGCAAUGAGGUCAAGGGACAGACUCUCUGGAGUCCUGCAAAGAGCACUUCUGCCAAGAAGUUACAGGGAUACACCUGGAAGAUCAGCUAUGCCGACAAGAGCGGUUCCAGCGGGGAUGUCUACCAGGACGUCGUGAGCAUUGGCGGCUUGACCGUCAAGAACCAGGCAGUUGAGUCUGCUCAGCAAGUGUCAGCUCAGUUUACCAACAGCCCUCCCAAAUCAUCCGGACUUUUGGGCCUUGGUUUUGACAACAUCAAUCGUGUGAAGCCACAGAGUCAGAAGACAUGGUUCUCAAACAUCAAGUCAAGCUUGAAGGCUCCUCUGUUUACAUCUUACCUCAAGGCCGGUGCUGAGGGCACUUACAACUUUGGUUACAUUGACAGCAACCAAUACACCGGGAACAUCACUUACACCUCCGCGGAUGGUAGUCGCGGAUACUGGGGCUUCACGUCUACUGGAUACCAAGUCGGUUCGAGUGGAUUCCAGAGUGAGAGUAUCAAUGGAAUCGCCGACACAGGUACCAGCUUGCUCCUGUUGCCAAAUGAUGUUGUGCAGGCAUAUUGGUCCCAGGUCAACGGAGCUUACUACGACCAGAAUGCCCCAGGCUACAUCUUUACUUGCGGCACUUCUCUUCCUGAUUUCUCUUUUGGCAUUGAGAAUACAGCCAUCACUGUUCCCGGAAAGUACAUGAGCUACGGUUACGCGGACCCCGAUGCCAACACUUGCUAUGGAGGAAUCCAGAGCGAUAAUGGCGGCCUUACCAUCUUUGGUGAUGUUGGCCUGAAGGCUUCAUUCGUUGUUUAUGAUGCUGGCAACAUGCAGCUGGGUUGGGCUCAGGGUAAAUAA
Messenger RNA from Pochonia chlamydosporia 170, 1218 nucleotides. Its product is annotated as peptidase A1. Gene Ontology annotation, biological process: proteolysis. The record is from RefSeq and is a predicted model, not a curated record. Gene Ontology annotation, molecular function: aspartic-type endopeptidase activity. Bases 1 to 1218 code for a protein of 405 amino acids. The transcript is spliced from 2 exons. NCBI's taxonomy places the organism in Eukaryota, Fungi, Ascomycota, Sordariomycetes, Hypocreales, Clavicipitaceae.